AUGACGACUCCAUCAAGUACAUCAACUACUGACCCUCUCCUGGAGCUUCUACUCCCGCACAUGCCGCCCACGGCACCCCCGCCUGACCCCACCACAUCUAGCACCUACCUCACCCGUCUAAGCUCCCUCUCACUCACCUCGAUACUCGAAACCGAACCUUCGUCCCUUUCCGCUUCUCUCCAUAGCCUUACUCUCAAUCUCCAGAAGCUCUCCUCGCGCUCCCACAAGCAACUGAUCGCCUCCUCGCACCAUCUCUCCUCCGUUCCAGAGGCCAUUACCUCCUUGAAUACCUCUCUCGACACCCUUACUACCACCUUACCUACCGUCGACGACCAGAUCACCCACUUCACAACCACCUUUACACGGGAUGGCCCUCACCUCACCACCCGCGCCUCUACACAUCUGCUCUCCCGCAACCUCGACCGCAUACUAGACAUACUGCACCUCCCUACUCACCUCCAAACCCUCAUUGCGUCGUCCUCGCACCCGACAGCUCUCGAUCUUCUCGCGCAUGUACGCCGUCUACACGCUCUCCACCCCAAUUCACCUACUAUUGCCUCCGUUGCAACCGCCUGCGCAUCCCUCCAACAAACCAUGGUCACCAACCUGAUCACAACGCUUCGCGGCCCCCUGAAACUUCCUACAGCAAUGAAAACAAUUGGUUUCCUACGCCGGUGCACAUCUGGACAGACUCUUGACGAACGCGGAUUACGAGGCCUCUUUCUGGUGUGUCGUGCCGCAUACCUGUCGAGCCUGCUGGACGCCCUCGAGCCAUUGAAGGAGUUAGCGACGGGUGCGGCUGGGAAAGAACGCUACCUCAAGCGUUGGAUCGAGGUGUUCCGUGAGCAGAGCUUCGCGAUCGUUGGGAUGUACAGGAGUAUUUUUCCGAACUCAUUGCCGGCGGAGUCGACUGCUGCUACAUCGGCAUCACCUACGAUCUCCUCGCCGCCUACAUUCACCUCGCGUACGGAGACUCUUAGAUCGCGCUCAUCGAGUACAUUGAGUUCUGCGAGGGAUGAGGAUGAUCCAGAGGGGGGACAGCCGCCGGAUCCUCUUGCUUCGUUUGUUCUGCACCUUGUGGGGCUGCUCACUGGGGUGCUGGGUGAAUAUCUCAGCGGGGUUGAGGACAAGGCUGGCAGGGAGAGCCUAUUGACGCAGGUUCUAUAUGCGGCGGGGAGUCUAGGGAGAUUGGGCGGUGAGUUUGGAGCCAUGCUGGGUGUGGUUGAGUGCUUUGGCGGUGGAGGUGGAGGCGGGGAAGGAGAAGAGUGGGUCGGCGUCGUUGCAAAGCAUAAGGUGCUUGCUGGGAGACUGGAGACGCUUGCUGGGAGAACAUAG
This is a messenger RNA of Morchella sextelata, 1335 nucleotides long. RefSeq lists its product as uncharacterized. Gene Ontology annotation, biological process: intra-Golgi vesicle-mediated transport; cytoplasm to vacuole targeting by the Cvt pathway. The record is from RefSeq and is a predicted model, not a curated record. Gene Ontology annotation, cellular component: COG complex. The coding region runs from base 1 to 1335 and encodes 444 amino acids. The transcript has a single exon. Lineage: Eukaryota; Fungi; Ascomycota; Pezizomycetes; Pezizales; Morchellaceae.